Molecule: messenger RNA, 1098 nt
Organism: Vombatus ursinus (common wombat)
Lineage: Eukaryota; Metazoa; Chordata; Mammalia; Diprotodontia; Vombatidae
Gene: HTR1E
Product: 5-hydroxytryptamine receptor 1E
Exons: 1
Coding region: 1-1098 (365 amino acids)
Biological process (GO): chemical synaptic transmission; G protein-coupled receptor signaling pathway, coupled to cyclic nucleotide second messenger
Cellular component (GO): dendrite; plasma membrane
Molecular function (GO): G protein-coupled serotonin receptor activity; neurotransmitter receptor activity
Source: RefSeq, a predicted model, not a curated record
AUGAAUUUCACAAACUGUACAACAGAAGCCAGUGUGGCCAUUAAAUCCAAAUCAGUAACAGAGAAGAUGCUUGUUUCUAUGACUUUGGUGGUAAUCACUACCAUGACCACACUACUGAACUCAGCAGUAAUUAUUGCGAUCUGUACCACCAAGAAGCUCCAUCAGCCUGCAAACUAUUUAAUCUGUUCUCUGGCUGUGACGGACCUCCUGGUUGCCAUUCUCGUCAUGCCCUUGAGCAUCACAUACAUCGUCAUGGACAGCUGGACCUUGGGUUACUUUAUCUGUGAGGUUUGGCUGAGUGUAGACAUGACCUGCUGCACCUGUUCAAUCCUCCAUCUCUGUGUGAUUGCCUUGGAUAGGUACUGGGCUAUCACCAAUGCUAUUGAAUACGCCAGGAAAAGAACUGCAAAGAGGGCUGGAAUGAUGAUACUCACAGUGUGGACCAUCUCAGUUUUCAUUUCUAUGCCUCCUCUGUUCUGGAGAAGCCACCGUCUUCUCAGUCCUCCACCUAGCCAAUGCACCAUCCAGCAUGACCACGUGAUCUACACCAUUUACUCCACACUCGGGGCAUUUUACAUCCCCUUGACUUUGAUCCUGAUUCUCUAUUAUAGGAUCUACCAUGCCGCCAAAAGUCUUUACCAGAAGCGUGGCUCCAGCCGCCACCUAAGCAACAGAAGCACAGACAGCCAGAACUCUUUUGCAAGCUGCAAGCUGACCCAGACCUUCUGUGUGUCUGACUUCUCCACUUCUGACCCAACCACAGAAUUUGAUAAAAUCAACACCUCAGUCAGGAUACCUCCCUUUGACAAUGACCUGGAUCAGACUGGAGACCGCCAACAGAUCUCCAGCACCAGGGAACGAAAGGCUGCUCGCAUUCUGGGACUGAUACUGGGGGCAUUCAUUUUGUCCUGGCUGCCAUUUUUCAUCAAGGAGCUCAUUGUAGGCCUGAGUAUUUAUACUGUGUCAUCUGAAGUGGCUGACUUUUUGACGUGGCUUGGUUAUGUGAACUCUCUUAUCAACCCUCUACUUUACACAAGUUUUAAUGAGGAUUUUAAGCUGGCCUUUAAAAGGCUUGUCAGGUGCCGGGAACAUUCCUAA